Molecule: messenger RNA, 1506 nt
Organism: Acanthaster planci (crown-of-thorns starfish)
Lineage: Eukaryota; Metazoa; Echinodermata; Asteroidea; Valvatida; Acanthasteridae
Product: 2-Hydroxyacid oxidase 1-like
Molecular function (GO): oxidoreductase activity; FMN binding
Source: RefSeq, a predicted model, not a curated record
AUGGGCAGGACAACCUUCGACUCUUUCUGGAACACCUCAACGGGCUUCACAGCAGCAUCCGUGUUUACCAUGGAACAGGAACGCAGUACUUCCCAUCACAUCCAGAGUUUUCUCCACAAGCACGGUAUUCGAGUUUUCCACACAGCCCCACUGCAGACGUUGCACAACCUGCUCACCUCGCACAAGGACCAGCGGCAGAACCCCCAUCGUAGACCAGGGGUGUACAGAAUUCCUUGCCAAUGUGGCAAAGUGUACAUCGGCGAGACGGGCAGGGAUCUUCCUACCCUACUCAACGAGCACAAAGCUCAUGGUAGGAAGGGAGAGCUUGAAAAGUCGUCGAUAAUUAAGCACUCCCACACUGAAGAUCAUCAGAUCAACUGGAGUCAAGCUGAACUCAUCACCAGCAUCGGACGAUGGUAUCCCCGCCGCAUCGAGAAGCCAUGGAAAUCAUCAAGCAUGACACAGUUCCCAAAGACAUCGGCUUCAGCAUCAGCAAUAUCUGGCACCCCGUCCUCACAGCCCAGUUCAAUGGGUCUCCUAUACCCUAGGACUCCCCAAUACAGACUGAGACCCCGCGUUCUACGAGAUGUCUCUCACCGUGACAUGCGUACCACCUUGCUGGGUCAAGAGAUUGCUUUCCCGGUAGCCGUGGCACCUACAGCGGCGCAUUGCUUUGCUCACAUCGAGGGGGAACUGGCCACUGCUAGAGCUGCCAAGGCUACAGGAACAGGAAUGGUGCUAAGUUCUGGCACCACCUCGACAAUGGAAGAUGUGGCUGCAGCGUCGUCACCAAACGGACUGCUCUGGGUACAGCUUCAAAUAUUUCGAGACUUUGAUAUCGUCCGUUCGAUCAUUAUGAAGGCGGAAAAACUUGGAUACCGAGCACUAGUUGUGACCAUAGAUUGUUCAGUGCCCCGCAGAACAAGUCGGAGGUCGCUUAAGCUUCCACCGGGGAAAGGGCUAGCUCAUUUUCCUGGGGUCGAUAUGUCAAGUUUUGGAGCAAAUAUUACCAACGACAGUGUAACCUGGAAGGACAUAGACUUGUUGCACAGCAUCACCUCUCUUCCUGUGGUACUGAAGGGUAUUCUGACAGAAGAAGAUGCUCGGGAGGCCUUGAAGCAUGAUAUUGCCGGGAUUAUCGUCUCCAACCAUGGGGGUCGCAAUUUGGAUGGUACUUUAGCCACGAUCGAUGCACUUGCUGAGGUAGUGGAAGCAGUGCGUGGUUCCAAUAUCGAGGUGUAUCUUGACGGAGGAGUACGGAGAGGCACCGAUGUGUUGAAGGCGCUGGCCCUGGGAGCGAGGGCCGUCUUCAUCGGUCGGCCGGUACUUUGGGGACUCGCCUAUGAUGGAGAAGGAGGAGUAAGGAAGGUUCUUGAGAUGAUCAGAGAUGAGUUCAGUUUGGCAAUGGCACUCUCAGGCUGUCGCAGCGUGGGCGACAUUACACCAGAUCUGGUUGUCAAGCAAACAUCAUUCUCUGCCAACUUGUGAAAGCUUCCUCAACAUACC